Astyanax mexicanus (Mexican tetra) is the source of this 3748-nucleotide messenger RNA. RefSeq names its product kinesin family member 11 (gene kif11). NCBI's taxonomy places the organism in Eukaryota, Metazoa, Chordata, Actinopteri, Characiformes, Acestrorhamphidae. The transcript has 23 exons. Bases 203 to 3415 code for a protein of 1070 amino acids. Gene Ontology annotation, molecular function: plus-end-directed microtubule motor activity; microtubule binding; ATP binding. The record is from RefSeq and is a predicted model, not a curated record. Gene Ontology annotation, biological process: microtubule-based movement; mitotic spindle assembly. Gene Ontology annotation, cellular component: nucleus; spindle microtubule.
AACCGUCGGUUCGGCGCUUGCAUUAAGAGACAUUAGACUCUGGGAGGGUAGCGACAAGAAAAAAAACCCACAUCGGCGAGGGAAGUACAACAAACUCCGACUUCAACUCUGAGAAAAACGGACUGACGCUGCUUCAGCAGCACUAAGACAUUGGUUAGAGACUACCGCAGCUCUGGGUCCAACCAGAAGACAAUCUCUGACAAUGUCUUCAAACAGUGGCGCACUGUCUGCCAAAAAGGAUGAAAAGGGUCGGAACAUCCAAGUUGUUGUCCGGUGCAGGCCCUUCAAUGCAGUGGAGCGCAAGUCCAAUUCACAUGGAGUGAUCGAGUGUGACCAGACCAGAAAAGAGGUGCUUGUCCGAACUGGAGGAGUCACUGACAAGACGUCGAGGAAAACGUACACCUUCGACAUGGUCUUCGGUCCCUCUGCAAAACAGAUCGAGGUGUACCGGAGUGUGGUGUGCCCCAUUUUAGAUGAGGUCAUCCUGGGAUAUAACUGCACAGUUUUCGCGUAUGGACAGACUGGCACAGGGAAAACCUUCACAAUGGAGGGCGAGAGAUCACCCAAUGAGGAGUUUACAUGGGAGGAGGAUCCUCUUGCUGGUAUCAUUCCUCGCACACUUCACCAGAUCUUUGAGAAGCUGGCGAGUAAUGGCACAGAGUUCUCAGUGAAGGUUUCUCUGCUGGAGAUCUAUAAUGAGGAACUCUUUGAUUUGCUCAGCCCUUCUCCUGACGUCACAGAGCGACUGCAGCUGUUUGACGACCCCAGAAACAAGAGAGGUGUAAUUGUUAAAGGCUUGGAGGAGGUCACUGUACACAACAAGAACGAGGUGUAUCAGAUCCUGGAGAGAGGAGCUGCCAAGAGGAAAACUGCAUCCACGCUAAUGAAUGCCUAUUCCAGUCGUUCCCACUCUGUGUUCUCAGUCACUAUUCACAUGAAGGAGAUUACCCUGGAUGGAGAGGAACUUGUCAAGAUUGGCAAACUAAACCUGGUGGAUCUUGCUGGCAGUGAGAACAUCGGCCGUUCUGGAGCGGUAGAUAAGCGUGCUCGUGAGGCUGGCAACAUAAACCAGUCUCUGUUGACCCUGGGCAGAGUCAUUACGGCUCUUGUGGAGCGUGGACCCCACGUCCCCUACAGAGAGUCCAAACUCACCCGAAUCCUGCAGGACUCGCUGGGCGGCCGCACCAAAACAUCAAUCAUUGCUACAGUCUCUCCGGCCUCCAUCAAUCUGGAGGAGACUCUUAGUACUCUGGAUUAUGCAAACAGGGCAAAGAACAUCAUGAACAAACCUGAAGUAAACCAGAAACUUACCAAGAGAACUCUAAUCAAGGAAUAUACGGAAGAGAUUGAGCGUCUGAAAAGGGAUUUGGCCGCCACUCGUGACAAACAUGGGGUGUAUCUUUCUCCUGAGAACUAUGAGAGCAUGAACAGUAGGAUUGUAGGUCAGGAGGAGCAGAUUACGGAGUACACAGAACGGAUCGCUGCAGUGGAAGAGGAGCUGAAGCAGUUGAUUGAGCUGUUCUCAGACAGUAAGCAGAAACUGGAACAGUGCACUGAUGACCUGCAGGACAAGACUAAUCAACUUCAAGAAGCUCACAAGGACCUGGAGGAAACCAGGCACAGGCUCACACAGGAGGAGUUUAUCACCAGUCGUCUGCAGACCACUGAGGAGCAACUGUUCAGCACUGCAGGCCAGUUGCUGAGCACAGCAGAGGCUAGCACGUCUGACGUUGGAGGCCUCCACGCCAAACUGCAGCGUGUUCGGGCCGUGGAGCAGCACAACAGCACUGUACAAAGCAGCUUCACAGAGCGCAUGGAGCAGAGCUGCAACAGCAUGCACACCGCACUGCAGGAGCAGAGCCUCAAACAAACUGCCAUCCUGGACUACUAUCGCCAUGCCGUGGCGGAUCUUCUGGGAGGAACAGGCCGUGUGUUUGAAGAAUCGUUAGGCUCAGUGUUGAGCUCCUACAGUGCCAUUAAGGAGGUGGUUGGGAAAGGGGUAGAUGGCUGUAAGAGCAGGCUGCUGCAGCAAGAGAACCUUACACAGGAAAACAGGGACUCCAUGCUCCAGCUUCUGGACCAGCAUAAGUCACACCUGGAGGAAGUUCUCAUUGCUCAAGCGAUGCCCGGCAUUAGAUCUGUCAUAGCCAUGAAUGACAGUUUAAAAGACACUCUUCAGAAGUACAGUGCUCUGGCUGCAAAGAUGGAGGGUAUGAAGGCGGAGAUGACUGCGUUCUUCAGUGGUCAUACAGAAGCGCUGAUGAGCAUGAGGGAGGCGGCUGUUCAGGGCCUCAGCUCCCUCCACGAUGAGCAUGAAAAGCUCAAACAGCAGAUCAACCAAGCAAGCAGCAGUCACCAAACACGUGUUUCCCAGCUCCUCAAGUGCAUGCAGGAUCAGAUGAACCUUUUGGCUCUGAACACCCAGACUGACUUUGAGGGGCUUCAAGAAAUGUCUGAUGCACAGAAAGCACCAGUGGAAACUCUGAAGAACACAAUACAGAGUAAAUGUGUGGCAGCUGAAGACGAGACCACAUCAGUUCAUUCCCGUCUGAUCUCCUGCACGGAUGAUGUGAUCAGCGGUAUUAAUGACGUGACUGAGGAGGGACAAAGAGCAUUGGAGGAGAGUUCUGGUUACUGUGGGCUCCUGCAGAGCUCUCUGGACUCACUGGCUGAUUCAGGUCUGCAGUGGUGCCACACGGUUAGAGACUCAACAGAAAAACGUGCCCAGGAACAGCUCACCAAUAUUGCGGAGAACAAGGCUUCUGUACAGGCCCUUCUGGAGGAUGUUGAAAGACGUGGUCAGACUGCAGUGGAAGAAUGCAGAAGUCGCCUUGCUCCAGUGCAGCAGGAAAUGGAGCAAGUCCUGAAAGGUGUGGAGAUGCAGACUGGCCGAGAUCAGGUCACCCUGCAGGAGCACAGAGAUGUGCUCUCCUCUCUCGCAACAGAGGCCAUGGAUACGGUCAACAACUUCGUCAGCAACGAGCUGCAAAAGGACCUUCCGACUGGUACAACACCGCAGCGUAAGGAGUACAAGUAUCCUCGUAUCCUGGACCCACUGAGGAGCAGGACAGAGCUGGAGGAGGAGUUCAGGGCUCAGCAGGAGCAGCUAACGAGUGCUUUUAGUCAGUGUGAUGCCCUCACCGAGGGAGAGGAGGAGGAGAAGCAAGUUGAACAGGAUUCCCUUGAGGAUGAGGUUAGCGGUUCCAGCGACAGUAGCUCCUCGCAGCCGUCUGUUCCAGACCAGGACAAGAACCUGGUGUGUUAUGAGGAGGGAAGGGUUCCCUUCUUCAAGCAGAAAAAGGCAAAGAAGGAAAACCCCAGUAACAAGUCCCUGAACCGUUCGAAGGUGGCUGAAAAUGACAGCAUGGUUUCGUCUCCUCGAUCCAGAUUACCUCUCAGAGCUCAGAAUCAGUGAUGUGGAACCUUCCAUGACUCCCAUUUCUUCACUGUCUAUGUCUAUUGUCUAUCUUUUAACUUACUUAUUUCAGUAGCUAUAUAAAACAAAGUCUGUAUUGUUUGUUUGUUUGUUUGUUUUGUUUGUUUGUUUGUUUUGUUUGCUUUUUUUAAUGUUUGUACCUCAAUCAUUCUCACUGUUUUUAAUGUUAUGUCAUCAGUAAAGUUCAGGGUGUUAUUUACCAUUCCUUUGUCACCUUUUGGGGUUUUUGUUAGAUUGUGUUCAUGUGACUUAAAACAAAAAAGAAAAUUUGGUUUAUCAAAACUAAUAAAGUUUUAAGAUUUAGAAAUGUGA